This is a messenger RNA of Tarenaya hassleriana, 1870 nucleotides long. Its product is annotated as UNC93-like protein 1. The record is from RefSeq and is a predicted model, not a curated record. The transcript is spliced from 4 exons. NCBI's taxonomy places the organism in Eukaryota, Viridiplantae, Streptophyta, Magnoliopsida, Brassicales, Cleomaceae. The coding region runs from base 358 to 1770 and encodes 470 amino acids.
GCCACAAUCUCCUCUCUGAGCUCUGUCUCGCUGCUUCUACUGCCUUCUGCAUCUCUGUCGCCGGCCGUCAUCUCGUUCGUCGCCGGAUUUCGUUUCGAUUUCCUCCUCCGCUCGCCGGCUGCUCAGAACUCAUCGUCUGUCCUGCUUCUUCAUCCCUGUCGCUGCGCCGUUAUCUCCUUCUCGCCGGCCGUCAUCUCUUUCGUCGCCGGCUGCUCAGACACGCCUUUCGUCGCUGUCACCGGAACUCGCAAUUUUCAGAUCGCAACGGAAUUAGCUCCAAGAUCCGCGCUCUGCGCCGGAGGAACAGCGAAAAAUAGGGAAAAAAAUCAAAUCUUUCUGCAGUUACGGAUAUCGGGUAUGGUGGUAGAAGACGAAGAUCAGGCGAAAGCCCACGGCGGCGGAGCCACGGCAGUGCAACGGCGGCCAUGGCGAUUCAACUCGCCGCUUGCCCAGGUGAGUCUCAUGGGUCUGGUCUGCUUCUGCUGUCCGGGCAUGUUCAACGCGCUCUCCGGCAUGGGAGGCGGCGGACAGGUGGACCCCACCGCCGCCAACAACGCCAACACCGCCGUAUACGCCGCCUUCUCCAUCGCCGGAAUCCUCGGCGGCGGGAUCUACAACGUCCUGGGCCCACGCCUCACCCUCGCCGCCGGCUGUUCCACCUACGUACUCUACGCUGGAUCCUUCCUCUACUACAACCACCACCACCACCAGGCCUUCGCCAUCGUCGCCGGAGCCCUCCUCGGAUGCGGCGCCGGACUUCUCUGGGCCGGCGAAGGCGCCGUCAUGACCUCGUAUCCUCCGCCGCGUCGCAAGGGCACUUACAUCUCCCUGUUCUGGAGCAUCUUCAACCUCGGCGGAGUCAUCGGAGGCUUGAUCCCCUUUGUCCUAAACUAUCACCGGAGCUCUGCCGCCUCCGUCAACGACGGGACUUACGUUGCGUUCAUGUGCUUUAUGUCCGCCGGAGUUUUGCUCUCCCUGGGGAUUCUCCCACCGAAUCGUGUGGUCCGGGAAGAUGGGUCGCGGUGCUCCGCCGUAACAUACUCAAAACCCUCGACGGAGGCGGCCGCAGUCCUCCGCCUCUUCCUUGACCGGAAAAUGUUACUCAUCGUCCCGGCGGCGUGGGCGAGUAACUUCUUCUACAGUUACCAGUUCAACAACGUGAAUGGCCUUCUGUUCAAUCUCAGGACAAGAGGGUUCAACAACGUUUUCUACUGGGGAGCCCAGAUGGUGGGGUCUGUCUUCAUAGGCUAUGUUAUGGACUUCAGUUUCAAGAGCCGGAGAAUGAGAGGGUUCGUCGGGAUAGCCAUCGUUGCGGUCCUCGGAACCGCCAUCUGGGCGGGAGGGCUAGCGAACCAGCGAACGUACUCGUCCGAGGACCCACCGAAGGAGAAACUGGAUUUCAAAGAUUCUGGUUCGGAAUUCGUCGGACCCUUCAUGCUGUACGUGAGCUAUGGAUUGUUGGAUGCAAUGUUUCAGAGCAUGGUCUACUGGGUGAUCGGUGCAUUGGCCGAUGAUUCCGAGAUUCUCAGCAGGUACAGUGGAUUCUACAAAGGAGUGCAGAGUGCGGGAGCUGCGGUGGCGUGGCAAGUAGACACGCACAAGGUGCCGUUGAUGAGUCAACUCGUCGUAAACUGGUCACUCACCACUCUGAGUUAUCCUCUGUUGGCUCUUCUGGUGUUCUUGUCUGUCAAGGACGAAGAUGAUGACGACGAGAAACAAGACAAAAGCUCGAGCAUCGACCCUUCUAAUGCCGCCGCUGCCAUAGCUUAACCAUCUAUGUAAUAAGGGGCUGCCUCCAUCUCUUACAAAGAUCGUGUCUUUGUGUUUGAAAAAAAUAAUACAUAAAUUCAAAUUUUUUCCACAAAAGAAU